This is a messenger RNA of Mollisia scopiformis, 651 nucleotides long. RefSeq lists its product as uncharacterized. The record is from RefSeq and is a predicted model, not a curated record. Lineage: Eukaryota; Fungi; Ascomycota; Leotiomycetes; Helotiales; Mollisiaceae. Bases 94 to 651 code for a protein of 185 amino acids. The transcript is spliced from 3 exons.
AGAAGACAAUAGCAUGUCGAUAUCACAGACAUUCACAGCCUCACCUUUAACCUCCCCCUCUUCCCAUCACCUUCAACCCCUCUUAGCGCCUCCAUGCAGAACCGACGUCAGUCGAUCUAUACCAUCCGCCUCAUGAUCGCAUUCUAUAGGGGGUUUUUUUUCCCCAACUCCCACACAAUCAACAUCCACAACAAAAUCAAACAACACACACAUUUACAACACAACACAACGCCCGCAAUCCAACAAAUGUGCAUCCUCUACAACACCCAGUACAUCUGCAACCACUCCCGCCCAAUCGAGCUCUUCCCCUGCGGCGAGCAGACCGGCACCUUCGCGUGCAUGAACGGGAUCGAGAUCAAGAUGCUGAAGGCGCCUCGCAAGAAGGGGAAGUGUGUUGAGUGUCGGAAGAAGGAUGCUAAGGAUUGGAGAGAGGGGAAAGUCGAUCUGGGUGUUUGGGGAUGGGAUGUUGUUCGUGAGAAGACGGCGGUGAAGAAGGAAGAGGAGGAGGAGAUGGUGGUUGUGAAGAAGAAGGAAGAGGAAGAGCUGGUUGGAGAGGUGAAGGCGAUGGAGGAGGGUGUGAAGAGGAAGAGGAAGUUGAGGAUUAAGAGACCGGUUGUGCCUGGCUGUCUUGAUGUGUCGGCUCGUCUUUGA